GCUUUAAUUAAGCUGCUUGAGGGCUGAUAGCUCUGCCUUUCCCUGGUAAUCAGCAAAAUGGCCCUGUGGCUGGGGAGGCCCUGGCAGCAGGAAGCCUUCAAGGAGCCAUGGGUCUGUGCUGACUCUGGCCUUACAACCUUCCAGCCUCCUUUGCUGGCAUUGAUGGGGUUCCAUUUUUGAAUGAACUAGUUUAAUGUGGAUCCAAAUUUAUUGUGCAUAUUCUUUCGUUUUGGUUUUCAAAAGAUGGCUUGUUCACAUGGAAAUGUACACCAGUUUAGCCCUGGGCCCUCCCUUUACCUUCGUAUGUGUAAAAGCUUACACAGGUUUCAGAAAAUAAAUGGUUUCAUUUUCUCUAAAAUAACUAGUACAAAAUAAAACAGAUGUCAGUUGUUGAGUCCAGCAGUACCUCUUUUUUCAUCCCUCCAGAUAUGGCAUUUUGGUUCUUAGGGGAACAAGACAGCUGUAACAUCAGCCCACUGGCAUCUGUUUUGGGCACUGAAGAGGAAAAGUGUUCAGUAGAGUUAAGAUUAUUGUUUCUCACGUCAGCACUGGGACCCUAGGGAAGGGCAGUGGUGUUCCUAAUGUUAACAAUCUAGCACUACUAUUCUUUUCCUCACCUCUCCCCACCCACUUUCUAAAACAACUUGAAGUUUUACAGAAAUCCAAGUUACUGUGAUAAAAUUUAUAACUCCAGAAAUAUUUGGAACUCUUGCCUUACAUUGAAAAUUUUUGAGAACCAUUGCCUUAAAUGAGAUUUAAUAACCUUGGACUUCAUCUGAAGCAUCAGUGCUAACAACUUCAGGAGUCAUUUGGGGCCUUAAACGGUUCUAUUUAGAAUCCAAGUCUUUUGGGUCUGAGGCCUUUUGUGACAUAUGUAGUCAGUUCUUGCUGUGAUGUGUGGGGUGGGUGGAUGCUGUUCAAAAGCAGAGGUCUGAGUGGGUGCCUCUGCUUGAGAGGGUUGGCCUUCUCUCUGUCUGCUUAAUGCCUUGGGAGGGAAUGCAAAUGGACACGUAGCUGCAGCAUAAACAGUAGGAGGGACAGGAACCUGGCAGACCCUCUGCCACACCCUGGGUCUUCUACGUUGUUCAUUUUGCUUUUAUCCUUCUGGGCUGCCAAGAGGCAUCCCGGGCCCAAAUCCUAGACAAAGCCACAGAAUAUAUCCAGUAUAUGCGAAGGAAAAACCACACACACCAGCAAGAUAUUGACGACCUCAAGCGGCAGAAUGCUCUUCUGGAGCAGCAAGGGGAAAGCGAGAGCUGAUCAAGUUCUUUGUUCCUGGGGAAUUCACUUCUCUUCCUCCCUCAUGGAAGAUGCAAGUAAAAGGAAAUUCCGUGCACUGGAGAAGGCGAGGUCAAGUGCCCAACUGCAGACCAACUACCCCUCCUCAGACAACAGCCUCUACACCAACGCCAAGGGCAGCACCAUCUCUGCCUUCGAUGGGGGCUCAGACUCCAGCUCGGAGUCUGAGCCUGAAGAGCCCCAAAGCAGGAAGAAGCUCCGGAUGGAGGCCAGCUAAGCCACUCGGGGCAGGCCAGCAAUAAAAACUGUCUGUCUCCAUCGUCUCAUCCUCCUUUCAGUUCAUUGGUAGAACCCUCAGAACCAUUUAAGAGACUCUUUAUUUUUCUCUUUCUCCCUUUUUUUUUUAAAUUUUUAUUUUUACGUAGAAGCUCUUGGACAACAGCUCUCGUUCUCCUUCCCCAUUUCCACUGUAUAUUUUUUAAUGUAUUCCCUUCAGGGAUUCCCUGUCCCCAACAGGAAUUUUUAAACCAAAACACCCCAACUUGGCAGCUUUUUCUGUGGAGGACAGACGACCGGCCGGACCUCUGAGCACAUAGUGUCCUGCCCACCCUACCAGCUCCUCCAGCCCUGCCGGGCACAUGCCCGGGGGAUGCCUGCCCUGCCCAGGUGGCCUCCUGGCCCGCCCUCACCUCUGAUAGACUUUGUGAAUCUGAACUGCUCUACUUUGAGAAGAUGACCGGUUUGGAGUAAUCAGAAUGAACCCUCCUCCUUUUUAAGGGUUUUUUUUUUUUUUCCUUUUUCUAAAAAGCUAUGUAUCGCUCCUAUUGAAAGACCAGAUCCUUAAAGAAGUUUGUGGUAUAAAAAGAAAGUGGGGACAGAUUCGCAGCACAGAGUCGCUGGCAUGUUUCACUCCUGCUUCUCUCAGCCAGCUGUUUAAGCCUGCGGCGCCAGCCUCACGGAGGGCCGUGUGACACUCUCGUGGUAUGUAUGGGAGAUGGCAGCAGUGAAGCAGCAGCCACCAGGGAGUGGCCAUUUGGGGUUGGGACAGGGAGGGUGUUUUGGGUGGCAUAGAGGUUUUGUAUUGAGGGCCAGUGAUGAUGUUUUGAUAUUUAUUUCCUGCUACUUAAAUUUGAAUCUGAGUGAAUUGUACCUAUUUCUGAUGAUGUCGGUCUUGCAAAGCGACAGAUUCAUAAAGUAAUGAUGAAAUCUUUCUUUCUUCCCGUGUGUAUUUCUAAGAAAUAGAGCCAGCUGAUUUUGUAUGUAAAUACCAAGAGCAAUUUACCUGGUACUAAACCCGCACCCCAGUGCGGACCCUUCCCAGCCCUCACCCCACUUCCUUUCCUACUGUCCUGGAACCUGUCUCCAUUGUGUGAUCCAGCCCUGGUUCUGGCUGUGGUCAGCAGAUCCCAGUGAAGGGUUUUGUGUGUUUAGGCCUCAUUUCUUUGUCUUUUUCCUACUCCGUUCCUGGCAUUUGCUGAUUUCUAGUGUAUACUCUGUAGUCUCAGUUCGUGUUUGAUUCCAUUCCAUGGAAAUAAAAAGUAUGUUGUACAUACUGCCGAAGAAUUGUCUUGCAAGUUAAGGCUUCCCCCUUUACUAUAAGACUAUAAAUAAAAACUUAUUUUAUCCUU
Gorilla gorilla gorilla (western lowland gorilla) is the source of this 2867-nucleotide messenger RNA. It is a transcript of the gene MAX, whose product is annotated as MYC associated factor X. Gene Ontology annotation, biological process: positive regulation of transcription by RNA polymerase II. The record is from RefSeq and is a predicted model, not a curated record. Gene Ontology annotation, molecular function: protein dimerization activity; DNA-binding transcription factor activity. Gene Ontology annotation, cellular component: RNA polymerase II transcription regulator complex. Bases 1223 to 1516 code for a protein of 97 amino acids. The transcript is spliced from 4 exons. NCBI's taxonomy places the organism in Eukaryota, Metazoa, Chordata, Mammalia, Primates, Hominidae.